UUUGUAUUGUGUUGUUCGGUUAGAAAUAGAAGAAACAAAACAAAAACGAAAACAUAUCGAAAUGAGUUGCUAUAAUGAUGAUGAAUUAACUCCGCCAGCAUGGAUUGAGGAAGAAUUUCUACAAGAUGUUCUAAGCCAAUAUGAAGGAAAGCCGGUGGCUGAGAUUAUAAAAUUUGAACUAAGUCCAGCGAGCAUGAAAGGUGAUCAUUACUCUACAGUCAUGUUGCGUUGUAAAGUGGAAUAUAAAUUAGACCAACUGCCUAAGCAGGCUAAGCAGAAAUCUUUAAUUAUCAAAACCAUACCAUCGGAAGAAGGCAUGAAGAGGGAUUUGUUGUUGCAAUCCAGAGUAUUUGAAAAUGAAAUUUCCAUGUAUACAAAGACUUUGCCAAAAAUCGAAAAGAUUUUAGAGCAGUUUGGAGAACCAACUAAGUUGUCGGCAGGCAUUGUCUACCACUCGUUGGAACCUCAUAAAGUCAUAAUUUUGGAAGAUCUCUGCGAAUUGGGCUAUACAGCUAUACGUGGACGUUUUCUGCAUGAGCAUGAGUUAAAGGCUACCUAUACAAAAUUGGCAAAAAUACAUGCAGUCACCUAUAUGUUGGGUCUUAGCGAAGAUCAUCAUCUGGUCACCAAUUAUCAGGAUGGUUUUAUGAGCAAAAAAUCUCCAAUUUUCACUGAAAUAUUGAAUAACGGUCUAAGAAAUUUCAUAGAUUUGUUAUUAUCCCACAAGGAAUUGAAUAUCUAUGUGGAUAAUAUUCAGGUCAUGCAACAGGAAGUGGAACAGGCCUGCAAUGAUAUGUUCAAUGCUUAUAGCCUAAAUAAAGGCCAGAGUGAUGAUAUUCUAGUCUUGAAUCAUGGAGAUUUUCACAUAAAAAAUCUGAUGUUUAAAUUCAACGAAGCCAAUGAAAUGGAGGACAUGAUAAUGGUGGAUUUUCAAGGCAGUUGCUAUGCUCCUUCCAAUUUGGAUAUGCAAUAUUCUCAGUUUCUAUUGCUAAGUCCAGAGAUGAGAACUAAACGUCAUGAAAUUUUACAUUUCUAUUUUACGGAAUUUAUUAGAAUUUUAAAGAAAAUUAAUUAUCAAGGAAAGUUACCCAAAUACUCGCAGUUUCAAAUGAGCGCCUUGAAAUAUAGACAUUUUACGCUUUGCUUAUUGGCCGUCCUCUAUCCCAUGGUUGUGCCUUUCUUUUAUAAAUCAGCGGAAGAUCUUAAAGAUGCGAAUACCAAUGAAAUGAUUGAGAAUCCCGAGGUAGUUGCUUUAAACUACAAAUUACCCUGUUAUGUUGAGGAAAUCCAUAAACUAAUGCCUAUUCUGCUGUAUGAAGGAUAUUUGGACUGA
Molecule: messenger RNA, 1333 nt
Organism: Stomoxys calcitrans (stable fly)
Lineage: Eukaryota; Metazoa; Arthropoda; Insecta; Diptera; Muscidae
Exons: 4
Coding region: 62-1333 (423 amino acids)
Source: RefSeq, a predicted model, not a curated record